This is a messenger RNA of Sordaria macrospora k-hell, 1455 nucleotides long. RefSeq lists its product as uncharacterized. The record is from RefSeq and is a predicted model, not a curated record. Lineage: Eukaryota; Fungi; Ascomycota; Sordariomycetes; Sordariales; Sordariaceae.
AUGGGUCGGGCAGUUCUCUUUGCUUGGCAAGCUGCCUUCUCUCUCUUCAUCAUCCUCAGUCUCUACUGGUACCUCGGCCAUGACCAGCUAGCCAAUGUGCACACACCGCCAUCAUCCUUUCCGAGCCAUGGUGCCAGCAACCAUCAGGACGGAAACCAGACGCAUUUGCCGGUCUCUAGCACUCCUGACAAGACCCUACUGACACAUACGAGAACAACUGUCUCAGUCAUCCACACGCCUUCAGCAGCCCCAACCCUGGCCGUCAUCAAGCCGGCUCCCGGCAAGACAUCUAGCAAUGAUGUUCUCCCGCUGUCAAAUCGCACCGCUUACGUCCAUACAAUAAUUCACCCCGAGGACAAGACACUCCCACGCCUCGAAUGUCCUCCCUUUAACUCUUCCCGAUAUGACCAUCUCCAAGCCAAAGAAGCCGGUGGCGAAGUCAACCGGCCGACAAUCCAGUACUUCUUUGCCCUCAACAUCCGCGAGCGUCUCUCACUCCUGCCUCGUCUCAUGGGGAGCAUAGUCGAAGCUAUCCGUUUCCUCGGACCCGAACAUUGCGUCUUAUCUAUCGUCGAAGGCAAUUCGGACGAUGGCACUGCCGAAGUUCUCGAGGCCCUCCGUUCGGAGCUCGACGCUCUCCACACGCCAUACUACUUCAACUCGAGCGUCAUAAACCCGAAGAAGGGGCCUCGCAUCGAGAAGCUCGCUGAACUCCGAAACCUAGCACUAGCGCCUAUGCUCGACCCUCAAAAUGCCCAUCUUUACGACCACGAGACAAACACGACCGUGAUCUUCCUCAACGACGUUGCCGUGUGUCCGGAUGAUAUACUUGAGUUGGUUCAUCAGCGUCGAUUCCUGGGUGCUGACAUGACCUGCGCGAUGGAUUGGACAUACGCGGGCAAGGAUCCGACAUUUUAUGAUGUCUGGGUCGCACGGACUCUUGCUGGAGGGGACUCAUUCUUCGAGAUUCCAUCUGACGGCAACUGGAACUCUGCCUGGAACCUCUUUUGGAACGAGCCGACCGCGCGACAGCUUUUCUCCGCCAAGCAACCAUUCCAGGUGUUCUCGUGCUGGAAUGGAGCUACGGCUUUCACGGCAAAGCCCUUCCUUGAAAACAAGAUCAAGUUUCGAGCACCGAGAGAGGGCGAGUGCAUGCAGGGAGAACCGCAACUUCUUGGCAAAGACCUGUGGUGGCAUGGAUACGGCAAGAUUGCCGUUGUGCCGACUGUGAACCUGGAGUACUCGGAUGAAAAAGGGAAGCAGAUCAAGGACGCGAAGGGGUUUACGAGCCAGCUUGUGGGCGGUGAAGGCAACGAAGAUGCGAUAAUUGACUGGAAAAUAAGUCCACCGGAGAAGGUAAAGUGUAUGCCAGACUACGCGCAUCAGUAUUUCGAAAUGUGGAACGCGACCCAGCGGGGGGAUAACACGGAGAAAACAACAUCGAAACCCAGCUGA